AUGGACUACGAGUCCUUCUCCCCGCCAGGCCCCAAGACCGAGCCCAGAUGGCCGGAGGAGGACCCCUUCUACCACGACUUCCGUCGCUCCCCGGACCGCAGGAGGAGGCGGUCGAGGAGCCCCGUCGGCAUAGACCGGUACCAGCCCGACAGGGAGAGAGACAGGGACAGGCGGGACCGCCAGGAGGACUACUACCAGCGUCGCCGUCUCCCCUCCCCCGGCGCCGCCAACAUAGACAGAUACAUCCCCGGCCAGCAGGACCCGGCCUCCACCAAGCCCGUCCUGCGCUCGAAUCCCAUCCCCGCCCCCCUCUCCCUCGACUACCAGGUCGGCUUCAACUACUACGCCGAGUGGUGGCGCACAGAGAACGCCGUCCGGGAGGAAAAGGACAGGGCGAAACACGGCACCCCUGCCGCUGCUGCUACCAGACGGGUCAAGGGCGAACGGGAGGCGCGCGAGGACAGGGAGCGUGAGCGCGCCCAGAUACAGACCGCGUACGAUGCCUACAAGGCCGACCUCCAGAUGAAGCUGGCCCGCCAGUUCGUGCAGACGCACCGGUCCGAGGAGUGGUUCAGGGAAAAGUACGUCGCCGACAUCAGGGAGCCCUUCCGGCGGCGGCUGGCCCAGUUCCGGUCCGCGGCCUACGAGCGCUGGUGCGGUGACCUGGCCGCCGGCGUCUUUGACGACUUCACCCUCGAAGGCAUCUACAAGAGCGAGAGCGACGGCGCCGGAGGCAUCGUCGAGAAGGAGGAGGGCGAGGUCACCGCCGUGGGGGAGACCCUCGGCGUGCUCGACCUGGUGCCCGCGCGUGGCGGCGACCUCAGGGACGACUCCAUCACCCAGCCCGCCUGCUCAUCAGACGCUCGCGUCAGUCGCGAGAAGAUCGAGGAGUUCAGCAGAGAGCACCUCGGCGACGCCGACGGCGGCUUCAAGUGGCUCAGCCUCAGCGACCCCAACCCGUCCAAAAAGUACCACCGCAUCGGCUGGAUCAUGCUGCAUCCCGCCAGCCCGCAGUCCUCCGCCGCCCUCGAGCGCGGUGACGGCCGCGAAGAGGAGUCCGAGAUGGACAACAUGGACGGCAGCAAGCCUGCCGCUGCUGCUGCUUCCACCGCCGAACGAGCGCUGGAUGCGGUCAACGGCAAGACCAUCCAGGAUCCCGUCAGGGGUGACUUCGUCUGCCACGUCGGCGUCCACGUCCCGCCCGCCAACCCCCGCAAAAAGGCCCUCUGGGACCUCUUCUCCGCCCCCGAACGCGUAGAGCGGGACCUCGAGCUGGCCAGGCGCGUCGUCGCCAAGCUGGACGCCGCCAUGGACGCCGCAGACGGCAUGACCAGGAUAGACGAGCGCGUGGAAGACCUCCGCGGCAAAGGCUGGCUCCAGCCCCCCGUCACCGGGCCCGUCAGGGUCAGACCCCACCCCAACGACGACCCCGAGGCCGACAUGAUCCUCCUCGACGACGACGGACAGGCCAAGACCGAAGAAGCCGCCGAAGAAGGCGAGGAACAGGACGCCGACGAGGCCGACACCGAAGACCUCCUCGCCAAGAAGAAAACCCUCGACCUGACCGUGGAGUACCUCCGCCGCGUCCACAACUUCUGCCUCUACUGCGUCUUCGAGUCCGACUCCGUCCACGAGCUCGUCCGCAAGUGCCCAGGCGGCCACCUCCGCCGCCCCCGCUCCGGCCUCUCCAGCCACGCAAAAUCAGCCGCCCGCGCCAGCGCGAUAGGCGCCCCUUACCCUUCCAAGAAGAAAGAAGCCGCCGCCGCCGCCGCCGCAGACGAUGAAGAGGAAGAGGGCGAGGCGCCCGCCUCCCCCGUCGAAGAGAAGAAACCCACCCGCUUCGCCUCCAAGAGCGAACAGCAGAUCUACCGCGCCUUCAACUGGGUGCGCACCUUCGAAGACAAGCUCAUGCAGAUCCUCGAGCCGGAAAACGUAGACCUCAAGAAGCUAGGCGGCAAGCCCGUCGACGAGGCCGUCGAAGACGAACUCGCCCGCUUCGUCAAGCAGGAGGACGAAUCCAAGUUCCGCUGCAAGGUCCCCGAAUGCACCAAGCUCUUCAAAGCGCACAACUUCUGGCGCAAGCACGUCGAGAAGCGCCACGAGGAAUGGUUCGCAGAGAUAAAACACGAGCUAUCACUGGUAAACGCCUACGCCCUCGACCCAGCACACAUAUCGCCCACCCGCUCCGACGCAGCCAGCAACGGCCACUUCCCCUUCCCGCCCGGCCACAUACCCGCCGGCACCCCGCGCGGCUUCAACUACACCAACAUGCCCUUCAUCGCCAACCCAGGCUCCAACGGCUUCAACGGCAUCCCCGUGCCCGGGCCCGUCCUCAACAUGCUCCCCAACGACCCCUCCGCCCUCCAUCACCCAGGCGUCAUCCGGCGCGGCGGAGGACGCUACGCGCAUCGCUCGGGGCCCUACGACCGUCGCCAGGGCGGUGCUCGCUACCCCCUCUCGUCAGGCCGCGUGUCGCCUGGCCGGUCCAUGUUUGGCCGUGUCUCGAUGUCUAUCCCCGCCGGUCACCCUGCCGCCGCUCUCAUGGGUGGGGGUGGUGCUGGUGCUGGUGCUGGUGGUGGGGCCCGAUGGGACGGCACCGGCGCGCAGGCCAUGGGGCCAAAGGAGGCGGUCCAGGGAAGAAGCCUGAAGAGCUACGAGGAUCUCGAUGCCGUCGGUGGCGCCGCGGGCGGAGAACUAAAUUAUUGA
Microsporum canis CBS 113480 is the source of this 2706-nucleotide messenger RNA. RefSeq names its product mucin-like protein 1. The coding region runs from base 1 to 2706 and encodes 901 amino acids. Lineage: Eukaryota; Fungi; Ascomycota; Eurotiomycetes; Onygenales; Arthrodermataceae. The record is from RefSeq and is a predicted model, not a curated record. Gene Ontology annotation, cellular component: nuclear body. The transcript has 3 exons. Gene Ontology annotation, biological process: primary miRNA processing; mRNA processing.